Molecule: messenger RNA, 969 nt
Organism: Penicillium expansum
Lineage: Eukaryota; Fungi; Ascomycota; Eurotiomycetes; Eurotiales; Aspergillaceae
Exons: 2
Coding region: 1-969 (322 amino acids)
Biological process (GO): retrograde vesicle-mediated transport, Golgi to endoplasmic reticulum
Cellular component (GO): SNARE complex; endoplasmic reticulum
Molecular function (GO): SNAP receptor activity
Source: RefSeq, a predicted model, not a curated record
AUGGCCGUAACUGCAUUCCCCUCUGAGGGCUCUCCAGAUCUCGCUCUUCUCAAUGUCGCCCGUCUGUUCACCAGACUCGAGCACAAUCUCCUCUCUCCGGGGACAGACCGGCGCUCAUUCCAACAAUCAGAAUACCAGCGUAUGCGCGUGAACAAGAACGUUGAAUACGCCCGCUCACUCCUGACCCAACUCGAGCGCUCCCUCCCACAAAUAAAACCCCUCGACCGCAAACACGAAGCACAAGCCGAGAUCGUGCGCGACAGACAACUCCUAAAGCGCAUACAGACCAUCCUCGAAGAAGAAGACGCCAAAGCCGAAGCGAAGGAAGAUGAAGACGACGAGACUGAGGACAUUGAUGACGAAUGGAAGGAACUAUUCUCAAAGCCCGUCGCCGAGAAGGCUAUCUCGCCAGCAUCCCGACCCAAACAGCAGCGGAAAUCGACACAGCCAUCUGAAUCACAACGUGAAGUCAAGGGAAAGAGCGAAACCACGGCCAUACCUUCCGCAACAACCCCAUCACCAACCCCCUCCUCAACAAGCCCACCAGCACCCCCAACCAUCCGAAACCGCCACACAACCCACCCCGCACCACCAUCAUCGACCGAAACAGCAGCUGCGACGGGAAGCAAUACAAAUAAGCUCUCCGAAACAGAAAACCAACUGAGCACCCACAGAAUGGAACAGGAAGAUCUUACCAGCUCGCUUCUAACGCUCGCUUCGCAAUUGAAAUCCUCAUCGCAGAGCUUCCAGGCGACGCUGGAGGGCGAGAAGUCUGCUUUAGACCGCGCGGUAUCGGGCAUCGACCGUACGAGCACCACGAUGGAGGCGGCGGGUAAGAGGAUGGGGAUGUUGCGCAAGAUGACGGAGGGGAAGGGACUGUGGGGCCGGAUGAUGCUGUAUGCGUGGAUUUUCGGGCUAUGGGUUGUUGCUAUACUGAUUGUUUAUGUUGGGCCGAAGUUGAGGUUUUGA